AACAUUGUUGCAAUACAUUUUAAGAUUUAUUUAUUACCUUUACAUAAAUGAUUUAAAAUAUAAUAAAUGUUUUUUUAAUUCUAGGACAUAUUUGUGUGCUUAUUGAGAUCCUUUCAUGCUGCCCAUAAUUUGAUUUUAAAAGAAAAAGCUAUGCAUACCACACUCUGUGCUGCCGUAGUCUGUCCAAUAAAAAACAGUGAAAAAUUUGCCGUCUGUACUUGCAACGUAGGAGACAGCUUUGCUUACGUUUACAGUAAACGAUAUGGUGUUCGAGAAAUCACUCAAGGCUCUCACGACAUUUAUUCCAACCGUGAUAUGAGGGAUGCUCUCGGUGCUCUAGGUCCUGUAGACGGGCAAAAUCCAGAACUCAAUAAUCUAACACUUUCCAUGACUCUUGCAGAUCCAGGAGAUGUAGUAUUUUUAACCAGUGAUGGCAUUUCUGAUAAUUUUGAUCCUGUAGUAGGAAAGUUUGCCCUUAUCAAAAAUUCCAAAAUUUUAAUCAGAUCUGCAAGUCAGAGAAAAGAGGAACCAUUAAAGACAAAACCUUUGAGAAGAGUAAACAGCCAACUAACUAAAAGUCCCACGAUCAGCGAGAAACCAUAUCUUCCAAAGGUCGAAGCUCACCAACGAUAUGAGUUGACCCUUCUCAGAAUGGAAGACCUGCUUAAGCAAAAAGAUGACAAAGAAGUGAGUGCUAAAUAUAUCUGCGAAGAAUUGAUUGAAUUUGUUAAAAAACUUACUAGAGCCAAGAGAAAAAUUCUAGAAGAUCCAGAGUUAUAUUUAAAUAGUGCUCUGCCUGAUACCCAAGAAGAGCAAAGAUUGAGAAGGAAACAAGCCGGUUCGAAAUUAAUGUGCGUUCCCGGUAAACUGGAUCACGCAUCCAUUGUUGCAUACAAAGUAGAUAACUACGAAUUGGAUUCAUCAGACAAUGACAAAAUAAGCCUGCCAGAUCUCUCCAGAAAGAACGAAGAUUUAGAAAAUGUCUUUUCAGAAGAAAAGAAUCUUAAAAAGUCAGAUAGCAUAAAUUUUCAGCAUUUCGAAUCAAGUAUUUAGAUUUUUAAAUCCAUCCAAACAGUAAAAAGUUUAUAGUUUUAGCAAGUUAAUAGAAUUUUCUAUCAAAAUUAUCUUCUAAUCUUUAAACAAAAUUGUAUGUGUUUUUUUUUCUUUUUUCAAAAUUAUAAAAACAUUCUCUAAAUCGACAGUUAUUACUACAUAACUUUCAGUUAGGAAGACAUCAUACUUCCAAGAAUUGCAGUAAUUUAAUGCAAUUGAUUUCUAUACUGCCUUAUUUAUAGUGCUUUUAACAUAAUUCAAAAGCAUGAAUGACGAACAAGUAUCCAUCUUGCAGAUGCGACAGUAGACGGUGUAUAUACCUUGUAUAUGCCAUAGUAUUUUUGCUCGAAAGACAAGUUAUAUUGUUAGAAAGUUUAAUAAGGUUAGAGAUUGAACAAGAGAAAGUCUAAAGUAAACGUUGAAUUAUGGUGCAUUUUAUUCAAAAUAUAUGCAUUUAUAUAAAUAUAUAUAUAAUAUACAAAAUGUUUUAUAUAUUUUUAAAAACCUUGUGCUCAUUUAUGUUGCUCAGAAAGCUUUUGUCUUUUCCUUAAUUUUGCGUGCAAUUUUUUUUUUCCUAUAAAUAUUGCGCAGGAAAUAUUUAAGAGAAAUCACAUUAUUCUUUGUUUUUUAAGUGCAUUAAAUGAGUGUUUAAUCAAAUUUUAUGCAACACAUUCCUAUUUUAUGGUGCAAAGAUAAGUAAGUUUAAUUUUGAUUUUGUAAACAGUUCGGUUUUUCUUCCGAAGCUCAAUUUUUAAAUUCAUCUCUAACAAAUUUCUGUAAUGAACAUACGAUGACCCAAUUAGAUUUUAGAAAUUUUAGAUAAAUAUGGCAUACGAAGCAUUCCAUCCCGUGUCAUACCAAAGAUGGUACAAACCUAGUCAUUUUUUGUAGAUCAGGCAAUUUAUAUUUAUGUCAAAUUUCGUAAAAAUGAUAACCGAUAAUCCUGUUUGAUUAUUUGAACAUUCUGAGACUUAAAAGUCACAUAGAGGAGAGUGUAAUUUGUCUUUAUACUGUACCAUCUAAAUCUUCAUUUCUUGUACCGUUUUAAAUAAAAACACUUCAUAAAGUA
This is a messenger RNA of Centruroides sculpturatus (bark scorpion), 2122 nucleotides long. RefSeq names its product PP2C-like domain-containing protein CG9801. The coding region runs from base 151 to 1053 and encodes 300 amino acids. The transcript has 2 exons. The record is from RefSeq and is a predicted model, not a curated record. Lineage: Eukaryota; Metazoa; Arthropoda; Arachnida; Scorpiones; Buthidae.